This is a messenger RNA of Fusarium falciforme, 822 nucleotides long. RefSeq names its product Oxidored-molyb domain-containing protein. Gene Ontology annotation, molecular function: oxidoreductase activity; molybdenum ion binding. The transcript has a single exon. The coding region runs from base 1 to 822 and encodes 273 amino acids. Lineage: Eukaryota; Fungi; Ascomycota; Sordariomycetes; Hypocreales; Nectriaceae. Gene Ontology annotation, cellular component: mitochondrion. The record is from RefSeq and is a predicted model, not a curated record.
AUGGAGCAGCUCUUGAAACUCCCUCGAACAACAGUCACGGCAUUUCAUGAAUGCUAUGGCAGCCCUCUAAAACCACCAACGGAUGCAGUGUGGCGCAUUGGAAACGUCCACUGGACUGGCGUACGCCUGGCGGAUAUCCUAGCCAUUGCAAAGCCUCGCCCAGAAGCUCAAUACGUGUGGUCUGAAGGACUAGACUACGGAUCGUUUGCUGGCGUGACAGCAGACCGAUAUCAAAAAGAUCUUCCAAUCAAUAAGGCUCUCGGAUCAGAAGUUCUUCUCGCUUUUGAGAUGAAUGGCCACCGACUCAGCAAAGAAAGAGGAGGGCCCGUUCGACUGGUCGUUCCCGGCUGGUUCGGAACAAACAUGACCAAGUGGAUAUGCCGGCUGAGCCUACAAAACAAGAGAGCACCUGGGCCGUACACGACGGUGUUUUAUAACGAGAUUGAUCCAACAGAUCCUGAUGGGAGCCGGAAGAGGCCUGUGUGGAGUGUAGAGGUCAAUUCAAUCAUCACUUCCCCAGCUCCUGACGCGGUUGUCUCUGGGUCUGAGGUGGCGAUCGAAGGCUGGGCUUGGUGCCAUGAGCCUGUAGUGCGUGUUCUAGUCACUUCAUCUCUAGAUAAGCCAUGGACGGAUGCCGUGGUAAAGGCAAGGGAGGGGUUCAGUUGGCAGAGGUGGAGAGCGGUAUUGACGCUGGCGCAGGGUGAACAUGUUCUCGUUGCACGGGCAGUGCCUCAGUCUGGCACUGAGCAGCCGCUACAUGGUCGAAGAAAUCAUGUGCAUCGCGUAAGAAUAUGGGUCAAGCCUGAGGCGGACGCUGAUUGA